This is a messenger RNA of Malania oleifera, 2921 nucleotides long. RefSeq lists its product as uncharacterized. The coding region runs from base 293 to 1093 and encodes 266 amino acids. NCBI's taxonomy places the organism in Eukaryota, Viridiplantae, Streptophyta, Magnoliopsida, Santalales, Ximeniaceae. The record is from RefSeq and is a predicted model, not a curated record. Gene Ontology annotation, biological process: transmembrane transport. The transcript has 7 exons.
AUUCAUUGCAACGUAACCGAACAAGCGUGUCCUACAUUCAAAGUAACGCAGCUGGAGCGUACGCUUCUAACCUGAUACCCAAACGACGAGAAGACGGCGACGAAGAAGAAGAAGCAGCUCGAAGUUCGCGCAUAAGACACUCCGAUCUUCGAGUGUUUCUGCGUGCACUCUCGUUGGUGGAAUCUUUGUUAGGUUUUCAGUGAUUGGACAUUGUUCGAGUCGUUCUGAUUUUUUAGGGUUGCGGGCCAUUCAAAGACCAGAGAGGGAGAGAGAGAGAUAGUGAGGAUUGGCUAUGCAAACGGAGGCUCGAGUGCGCGUGGUGGUGGAAGGAGGGCAAAGAGUGGUCGUCGAUGGCGGUGCGCAUAAGUUUGUGCAGCAACAGAAGCACCCAUGGAGUCGCCAAUCGCAGAUCAGCACCGUGUCACAGCUUCUGGCCGGUGGAAUCGCCGGCGCCUUCAGCAAGACAUGCACAGCCCCGCUCGCUCGUCUCACGAUUCUCUUUCAGGUGCAAGGCAUGCACUCCGACGUGACGAAGUUGAGAACGGCGAGUAUAUGGCGCGAGGCUUCGCGAGUCAUCGGUGAAGAAGGAUUUAGGGCUUUCUGGAAAGGCAACCUUGUCACGAUCGUUCAUCGUCUUCCUUAUUCUUCCGUGAGCUUUUACGCGUACGAGCGGUACAGCAAUUUGGUACGGUUGAUUCCGGGACUAGAUGGCCACAGGGAAAAUUUAAGUACAGACGUUUGCGUUCGACUUCUUGGUGGUGGUUUGGCUGGGGUAACAGCUGCAUCUGCUACGUACCCGUUGGAUCUUGUGAGAACGCGCCUUGCAGCUCAGACAAAUGUGAUCUAUUAUAGAGGUAUUUGGCAUGCAUUGCAUACUAUUUGCAAAGAAGAGGGUGCCUUGGGCCUUUACAAAGGACUUGGGGCGACAUUGUUGGGUGUUGGGCCCAAUAUAGCAAUUAGCUUUUCAUGCUAUGACACUUUGAGAUCUUCAUGGCUGGCUUCGAGGCCCCAUGAUUCAACUGCUCUGGUCAGUCUUGCUUGUGGCAGUCUUUCAGGCUUUGCAUCAUCCACAAUGAAGCAGGUUGGGGUGUAAGCUCUGCACUAACUAUCUAACCAGACUGACCCUUACAACUAAGCGGGAAUAAUUUGUCUUGUAAGGAAGUCUAAGAAAAAAUACUUAUGUGCUCUGUCAAACUUUAUAUUUUUCAUUUAAAGAUCUUGCUUGGACUAACUUCAUUUCUUCAACAUUUCUUAACAUACCAAUCUCCCAAGCAUUGCAGUUGGUUCCAUUAUGGGGUGGUGCUGCUCCCAGGUGAACCAGCACCGUCCUUUUGGUUCUCAAAACUCCAAAAUGAGGGGUGUCCUCUAUGAGGUAUGCUUCUCAAAUAGGCUUCCUUUGUCCAUUGGUUGCUGAUGGUACUGGGCCCUUCCAAGUCUUGCUGGUCCAUUUUGAGGAUAUUAGAUAUUGAUUUCCCAAUUAAUUUACCUUAGAACUCUGUUGGUUUGAAUACAAAACAUUUCUCAAAGAAAAAAAUGCCUAGCUGGGAAAAAGUAUUAUAUAUAGAAAAAAAAGAAUUCAUCUGAAAGCUAACAGGGAAACAAAAGAAUUGUUCUGAAAACUAACAGUAGAUGCAUAAUUUGAAUUUUUAAAAAUGUUUAUUCAUGAAAAAUAAUAUGAUUUGUUGAGUUGCACAUUGCGAUUUCCUGUCAUACAACACUGUUGGUGUAGUUCAUGUGGGAUUAUUGAGCUGCUUAUGUUAUAUGCAGAUGACAUCGCUAUUUUCAAUCUAGCAACCUAACUAUAAGCUAUUUACUUCGCAGCCAGCUUGUGUUGCAGGAAAUGCAUCCUGCGAGUUUUGCUUGCCCAGUUUAUGGUUCAAUCAUCUAAUUCAUUUAAAUUUGUACUAUGAAUUUGGACAAACUUAAAUACAAAAUCGUGAAGUUUUUAUCAAUUCAUAUGGCUACAAGUUUACAGCCCCAAAUCCCGAAAUGUAAUUUGGGCAGUGGGGUUUCUAGGACUUGGCUUGAUAUAAUUUGCUUAUUUAACCGAGUUAUCAUAUACAUCUCUUCUUUGAUUGAUACUCCUAGUUCUAUAUUGAACUAAAACUGAGAAUGUCACUAAUAGCUGUUUGAGAUCAUCUUAGUAAUUAUUUCUGAUAGCUGUAAGGGGCUAGCUUCCAUUUUAGCAUGUGGCUGUUGUGUGAUUUAUGUCUAUUUAGACUGGAAUGAGUACAUUCAGGUAUGGUGAGCUCUUGUGUUCGGUAAUGAUAUUGUAAAGCAAGUUUGUCAUUUGUAUUAGUAAAUUUUCCUCCCAUUGUAGGUCUUAAUGCUUUAAGUGACUCAUUCAAUGAUCCAUCUGCAUCAUUCUCCUAUAUAUUUUGCAGUAACAUUCCCUCUAGACCUAGUGAGACGGCGGAUGCAGCUGGAAGGAGCUGCUGGUAGAGCCCGUGUGUACAAGGCAGGACUUUUUCGUACAUUUGGGCACAUAAUCCGAACUGAAGGCCCGCGAGGUUUGUACAGAGGGAUCCUCCCGGAGUAUUACAAGGUGGUGCCGGGUGUUGCUAUUGUUUUUAUGACGUAUGAGAAACUGAGGACUCUUUUACCUGAUAUUCUCGGCAGUGCCUAAUCAACAGCCUGCCAGCCUCUAUGAAAUUCAAUUAACAGUCCGUUACCAUGGCAGUAAAUUUUGUUACUUGCUGCUGCGAGGAGACCACGAUUUUCAAAUUUGUAGAUAAGCCACAGGAAUACUAGUAUAUAGGCACGAGUGCAAUCACUAUGAUUUUUCACACUUGGAGAUGUUAACGUUUCGUUUAUAGUAAAAUUUAGUUCUCAGACGCGGCCCAUUUCAUUUCCAUCAUAUUGUGCUGUUGAGGGUUACAGAUUAUUAUAAUUUAAUACUUCUACAUUUGGUUAGGUAGGCA